Molecule: messenger RNA, 1075 nt
Organism: Daphnia pulicaria
Lineage: Eukaryota; Metazoa; Arthropoda; Branchiopoda; Diplostraca; Daphniidae
Product: hypoxanthine-guanine phosphoribosyltransferase-like
Exons: 9
Coding region: 163-813 (216 amino acids)
Biological process (GO): purine ribonucleoside salvage; IMP salvage; hypoxanthine metabolic process
Molecular function (GO): magnesium ion binding; hypoxanthine phosphoribosyltransferase activity
Source: RefSeq, a predicted model, not a curated record
UACGAAUUGUGCUGUCGGCCUGUCGCGCGGUCAUGUGUUCGAACUCCAACCUAGCAACGAAAGAUAAAAAUUCCUCAUCCUUAAUUUCGACCUGAGGCGUUAUAGCUCGAGUUAGUAUUGGACAUUUUUGUGAGUUUCAGACAAGUUUUUACUGACCUCAAAAUGACCAAUUGCAUUAAGAUAGAGGAUUCCUACCAAGGUUAUUCAUUGGAUUCAUUUUGCAUUCCAAAGCAUUAUGAGGAUGAUCUCGAAUCUGUUCUGAUCCCAUAUGGUGUCAUUCAUGAUAGAAUUGAAAGGAUUGCCAAAGAUAUCUUUACCGAUUUUGGUAAAGAACCUCUGGUCGCAAUAUGUGUUCUCAAAGGGGGCUACAAAUUUUACACAGAUCUGAUUGAUAAAAUAAAUAGUCUGAAUCGAAAUCAAGGUGAAAGAUCAGUGCCCCUUUCAGUGGAUUUUAUCCGACUAAGAAGCUAUCAGAAUGACAAGUCUGUUGGCACCAUUGAAGUUAUUGGAGGUGAUAACAUGGAAAGUGUUAAAGGAAAGAAUGUAUUGGUUGUUGAAGAUAUUAUUGAUACUGGAAGAACUAUGAUGAAGCUACUAGGAUUAUUAGAAGAAUUUCAGCCGAAAUGCGUCAAAGUUGCCAGCCUUUUGCUGAAGCGUCAACCUGCCUCAAAUGGUUACAUUCCUGAAUAUUGCGGGUUUGAAAUUCCAGACAAAUUUGUUGUUGGGUAUGCCCUGGACUUCAAUGAAAGAUUUAGAGAUCUGCAUCAUAUAUGCGUUGUGAACAACAACGGCAUCAACAAAUACAAAGUGUGAUGUCAAGGGUCUUCCGUUAUAUGUUGCGGACCACCACUUCCAUUCCGCUUAAACAUCAGUUAUAACAACCAAAUAAUGGAAUGAAAAAUAAAAUUAAUGUUUACAUUUUUCCAAAAAGAAUAAAUCAUUAAAAUGCUCUCUUGUGCAUUUUGUGCCAUAGACAUGCGCACGAAAUUGUCAAAAAAGAAAUUUAGUGUAAUUUUGUUCGAAUUAGCAAGAAAUUCAAGUUUUAAUUUUAAAAAAUUAUACCUUUAUUUGUUAA